CACUCAUUCGACUCACACAACCUACGUCCACACGCACGCGACAUCCACUUCCCCGCCGCAUCACAUCACCCACCAUCCGCUUGAAACGCGCCGGCCUCAUCACCUAUUCCUCGACCAUCGGCUUACUCCCUUCUCCGCUCCGCAUCGCCAACCCGUCCUGCAAACACAAUCCCAAACCGCUGACCGUUCGAACGCUGCGGUACGCAUAAACAACACCACCCAUGGAAUUAUUCGAGAAGCCCGCCCGCACCCCUUGAACGCUGUCUAUUAUCCACCAUCCACUACCCCGUUCCCCGGGCACGCGAAGCUCGCUUUGCUUCAGCCAGGCUCCCCCGGCCGCCUAUACCUUCCUUUGCUCCUAGCCCUCGAUCCGGCCGACGACGUCAGUACCUGCCGACAUCAUGUCUCAGGAACCCCAAGAAGCCAUGGACGUCGAUGAACGCGUCGCCUCUGACCACGGCGAUGACGAGGAACAAGUCUCGCGCUCUGAGGAAUUGAGCGAUGGCGAGUCAGAGCCACCGGCAGACCUCAUGGUCACAACGCGCGCCAGGAGGACAAAUGCGGGAAACCGCAUGGCGACCCUCUUGGCCACGACGGCCGCAGAGGAAGAGGAAUGGGGUGAAGAGUGGGAGGAAGCUGCGAAUGAAGAAGAGUUUGUGGGAGAUGAUAACAACGAUCAGGCCGAUUUCAACCUCGAGUCGUCUUCAUCCGAGGACGAGGACGACGGAGAUGAUGACGACGCCGGCGAGAAAGAACUGCAGAAGGCCGAGCGACAAGAGCGCAUCAAGAAGCGCAAACCCGCGGCCAAUCCCUUCGCUGCCCGCCUUGCCGCCACCGCUCGCAAGAGAGUCAAGCUCGACGUCCCCAGCGAAGAUGCCCAAUCCGCACUCCCUCCACGACCCAAGAAGAAAUCAGAACGGGCGUCAUGGAUACCCACGGACGAGGACGGCCCUAUCCGCACGUCUUCGCGUCGAUUGACCAUGGCGAACAAGGAGCACACAAUGGCUAAGCUCAAGGCCAAAGACAGGCGCCGUGACGACACACUGGCGAUGAUGAAGGCCGCAGAGGCACGCAAGUCGAAAGACGAGCCGAAGACAAUGUCGCAAGCGGAGCGGCUCGCAGAGGCUGCCAGGGUUGAAAGGGUCAAUAGCAAGAGCUUGCAUAGGUGGGAGGAGGCAGAGGAGCAGAGGGCAGCCGAGAGACAGGCCAAGAUUGACGCGCUUAAGAACCGUCAACUUGAUGGGCCCUUCAUUCGAUUUUACAGCGGGCCCGCCAUAUGGGUGGACGACAAGCUCAAGUACACCGGAAAGAAUGCUCCAAAGAUCGAGGAUUUGACCGAAAAGUACAACAAAGAGGUCCCGCCUACACCGGAUGGCCAGGAGGUCAAUGAAUCGAAAUUGGAUGCAGCUCAAGGGCCAGAAACAGAGGGUCCGCACCCAAUGAGCGGUGUUCAGGAGCAUCCCUUAACGCAAUCAUCGCCAGCAGCCCCGGCCUCUGCGGCUCAAUUGGGGGAACAUGCGCCAACUGACCACACUACCACGACACAGGCACCCCUACCAACGGAGCCACAUUCUCAACCGCAACCACAACCACAGUCCCAGGCUCAAUCAGGGCCACAACCGCCACAGCAGAACACAGCAGAGAUACACGUUGCACCACCACAACAGACACAUGCUGUUGCAUCGGAGUCAAUAUCGCAGCCUCCUCUUGACGGAUCGGAGACGAGAUCGCAACUUCCGACUCCGUCUCUGUCACAACCCCAAUCACAAUCCCAACCAGCUCAGGCAUCACAGGAACCGCAGCAGUCGGGGAAGACUGAUUCGCAGUCUCAAGCAACACUAUCCUCCCAGCCAUCAGAUAACACUCAGCAAACCGUGCCUAUCAAACAUGAUGAGCAGCCGGUUGAGUCUCCUGCGGUGCCUAAUCCUGGCCCAACCAUGUCUACACCCCAAGACAAUUCAACGUCGUUCCUCUCGGGCAUAGAGCAGUAUGUUUCGGAGCAGCACGACUCUCACCGGCCCUCCGAACCUUCUCCAGCGCUCAAUACGUCUCCGCAACAAAGUGGAGUACAACAUGACCAACACUUGCAGGGGCCACAACAGCAACCUUCACUGCAGAACGGCCUCACCCAGGACUCGUCUCAGUCGGGUCAGGCUACGCCCUCGACUCCGCAAGUCCCCCAGAACCCGUUCACCCAACUCCCAAUGGGAACACAUACCUCUCUCCCUGCAAAUCCCUUCGCCUCUCAUCCACCCUUCGCACUCCCAGACCUCCCAUUUCUUUUCGUAGGAUCCGAUACCCAGCCCCCGGGCACUCACCUUCAGCAACCUCAACCCGAAAAUCCUAUGCUUCCCCCGCCACCGCCACCACCACCUCGCCGCAGAGUCAUCCGUCGUGCCCUCCGCAACCUCCUCACCCUGUCCUCAUUCCCCAACCUCGACUCACCAUCAAUAUCCCACAUUCCCCGCUCCAUCCGCGCGACCACCAGUUUAGCCAAGGAAAAGGACCGCGUGGCACUGGCGCAGCUCUCCGCUACCCUCUUCAAUUGGUCUCAAUCCGAAGUGAAUGCAUACUUGACGACACUGCUGAACGCACCCAAGAACAAAAAGGAGCGCGAGGCCCUCGCCGCAAAAUCCAAGAAGGAACUCUGCACCGUCACCAACCUCGAAGCCAGGUUCCGCGACCCAGAGACCGGGAUAGCAUACAGGGACAAGAAGGCCUACGGAAUCCUGAAGGGCGUCGUCAGCGGCGGCUUCAUCUGGUGCGGCGGCCUGGGAUGUUACGUAGGCGGGCGCCCUGCUCCUCCACCUUCAACAACUACAGACGGCCUGGAAAUGGCCAACACGAAGAAGUUCUAUGGCAAGGGCAUGGAACCCGUCAAGGGUGUUCCCAAGAGGUUCCUCCAGAUGGCGGGUUUCCCCACGGAGGCAUCGCCGCCAAAGAAAGCGUCCGAGCCUAUUCAAGAGGGCAAGAAGGAAGGUGUCUCCGAAUCCGCAGCAAAGGGUGGGGAAGUAAGUACCAAGCCCACGGCCACGGCCACGGCCACCACUGCUGGAAGUCAUAGACCUGCCGAGGCGCCGGGUGUUGUUAAAGUCGAGCGCACAGCUACGACAUGAGGAUGUUUGGUAUAUGUAUAAAUAGCAAUCAAAUACUACUUACUGUGCACACAUUGUUACGAAUGAAAUGUAGUAUCAACUACUCUCUGGUCUAUAUACUUGUUGUAGUAUCACACACGUAUCGG
This is a messenger RNA of Aaosphaeria arxii CBS 175.79, 3241 nucleotides long. RefSeq names its product YL1-domain-containing protein. The transcript has a single exon. The record is from RefSeq and is a predicted model, not a curated record. Gene Ontology annotation, biological process: regulation of DNA-templated transcription; chromatin remodeling. Gene Ontology annotation, molecular function: ATP-dependent H2AZ histone chaperone activity. Bases 402 to 3116 code for a protein of 904 amino acids. Gene Ontology annotation, cellular component: nucleus. NCBI's taxonomy places the organism in Eukaryota, Fungi, Ascomycota, Dothideomycetes, Pleosporales.